Trypanosoma brucei brucei TREU927 is the source of this 3624-nucleotide messenger RNA. RefSeq lists its product as hypothetical. The transcript has a single exon. Gene Ontology annotation, biological process: glycerophospholipid catabolic process. The record is from RefSeq and is a predicted model, not a curated record. The coding region runs from base 1 to 3624 and encodes 1207 amino acids. Gene Ontology annotation, molecular function: phosphoric diester hydrolase activity. Lineage: Eukaryota; Euglenozoa; Kinetoplastea; Trypanosomatida; Trypanosomatidae.
AUGGCCGCCGUAGUGCAGCGUGUGUCUGUUACUUUUGAAGUUACAGGGCUGAAUGCAGGUGCAUUAAAUACGGAACUGUCAAGAUUUUCCACGCCAGCACUUCACCAAUGUUUCACGUCUCCCGAAUAUGGACUACACACACACGAGCAUCAAAAACAUCGUUACGUCCCACCCGCCAUUAGUGAAUUGAGGCUGGGAAUUGUGAGUGAUGCAGAAGAAAUGGGCGCAUGGGGCUUUUCAGCGCCACUUGUACUUGAAGAAACCGUAUCGUCCUUUUAUCUUAGCAGUGAGGAAAGCACUUACAGUACUAGCGGAGGCUCCAACGCAGAUUAUGAUAACACGCCACUUCUCCUAACCGCAACGGCUCAAGUUCCAGCCUCAUGUGUGGAAAACACACAAUUGCGCUACCGGCUUGUUAUUGUUGACGAACUGCUUCUGCAAGCAGCUGCCAUUAGUUCGUUAUGUCCCGGUGCGGCGAUUGUGGCGGUGGAGAAUUCCCGUACGCAACCUUCAAAGACUGAUCUCCGGCGUGUAAACCGCGUUAACAGGUGUGAUUCCGGCUACUAUGAAGAGGAUGGUUCGGAGGUGCCCAUGUUCAUGGCCCGUAUUGACCUGAGGUCACUUAACCUCCACUUUGCGAGGGCAUCGGGGCAAUUCCCGUUUCUUUCACAGCUUCGCAGGCCGAAUUCGACUGACGGAAACCCACGGGGGGCCCCUUAUCUCUCACUGUCAAUGUAUGGAAACGAUCCUCGAGUGCGGUAUGAUCGGAAAAGGUGGCUGGAAAGUUUACCAAAAAAAAGUCGAGACGCGGUACUCUUCAUGGAGGAAAAUGGUUGGAAGGACACAAGUCGCUCCAACUCCCCUGAAGACCAAGAAAAUGGGGAUGUGGUUAAUCCCUCAACUAUUAUUGAGGUGUGUGACGUAUAUCCCGUCCCAUCUGAGGGUUGCUGUUGGUGUGAAGGCCAUGUCUCCUCAUUGCCACCAAUGGAACAGCAGAUACGUAUGGUGAAGAAGCAAUUAUCCCUACAGAGGGCCUCGGAGAGGGGAAACGCUUCAGCACCAACGUCAACCACUGUGGGAAACACGCCAUCUAUACCGUCACAGAACACACCAGUUGCAGCGUUACGAAAAUAUCCAAGUCUACCCUCUGUAUCUUGUGCUUCUGCAUGCGAUGAAGGUUUGACGGAGGAUGUUGUUACUGCUGUUACCGCCUUCACUCAGCGUGGCUGGUGUGUCGAACCUCUUCGCCUUGCUGACCCUGUUGCUCCGAUGACUCGUGGCGCUCCACAACACACAAUGCGAAUGUGGCACACAACUGUAAACCUUGCGUUGCUCGCUGGUUGUGGGUUGCAGGUGGAAGUAAUGUUGCCCACACCCAUAUAUGGUGAAAAAGAACGCAACGGUGGCACUUCGGUGAGGAAGCCAUCCGAGUCGGCGUCAAAAAAAAAUGACGCGCAGUCUAAAGGAGAGAACACUGAAUCUAGAGGCGCCGCCGCAACAGGCGACACACCGGAAACGUCAACGGAAACACCGCCUGCAGCAUCAGAAGUCACUGAAUGCGGAAGCAGCACCGGGGUUACCGGUAUUCGUUGGUUGAGGGGGUUUGUAAUGCUGCAGCCCCCUCUAUUCGAACAACGUACAAAUGGCACACUUGUUAUGCCUGUGUGCUUUCCAGAAAUUACUGUGGAUAGCGUAAGUGGUCAACCCACCGUCACUGCGCACUGGCACACUCUUUACUUACAGUACCUUCUCGUCUAUCCCUUUGCAAACCCUGAACGUAACACGCUGGAGAUUGUCCGAUCCGUUGCUUCACGCGGCCGACUAUCGACAAAAAAACUCGUGGGUCAUCGCGGUCUCGGAAAAACAUACACACGAGGGCCGGUCGAGCCCGUUGAAAACUUCUCCUUCGCCUCCAACGCAGAAUCUGUGGUUGCCGACGGAGCUAGCCCAACGAAGCGCGGCGCAGGACAGCGAGCAAAGGUCCCAAAACUAAUGGUUAAAUUAGCGGAGAACAGUUUGGAGUCACUCAAUGCAGCUCACCGUCGUGGAUGUGACAUGGUGGAAUUCGAUGUGAUGCUCACCCGCGAUCGCGUUCCUAUCGUUUAUCAUGAUCCGCUCAUUCAACUGCAGGCACGGGGGAAGCGAGGAGCCGGCACACGCAAUGGCCGUGUAAACUCGUUUGGCUCUCCACCCGAUGAGAAGUCCGUAGGUUUUGGCGUCAGCCCAUCUUUUAUCGCUGAUUCCCCAAUGUUACAACCCCCUCCUGGCUUCGAAUCCGCCAUAUGUGCAGGCGCCAGUACUUCGGGGAAAUCGCUAAGACUUAAAGAGUAUCAAAUGUUCAUGCGCGAUCCGCCACAGUUUUCCUCAGUCCCAAUCGCGCUGCAUCAACUCACUAAGAACCAACUGGAUGUUGUAAUCACUGAAACAUUUACACAUAUUAAAGCAGGGAACAGGCUGCGUAACUUGAUUCUGCAGCACUGGCAUCAAAUUCUCCGUGUUUAUCGAAAUAGGGUACGUGAGGAGUUGGCGUGCAAACAUGCGAAUCAAGUAGUGGAAGUAGCGGCAGGAUUCGGAACCUGCGUCCCAUGCACAAAGGAAUGCACAGAAAAACACGGCAGCGUUGGUGGUAAUCAUGCCAUUAGGGGAUGUGCCGACAUCAACUCAGAAAGCGGUGGCGAUGAUAAAUCCAACUCCUCGACCGAAAAGUGCCAUAAUCACUGUCCCAGCGUGGAUGAUUACAUCAGCGCGUAUAAUAAGCACAAACGUAUCAUAUCCCAAGAGGAGAAUGUGACGAAUCGCAUCUGCACGCUGCAGGACCUCUUCGAAGGCACCGCGCCCUCCCUGCGUUUUGACCUGGAGGUUAAAUUUCCUUUCCAACCAAUAGCAGAUGCUAAUCUCUUUUUGCAAACGGACUCCUUUGAGGUAAAUGCAUUCGUGGAUGAUAUUCUACAGGUCGUUUUCGCUUUCGCCGAUCAGCAACAUUCGGUGGAUGACGGACUAGGGGGGAAAACGCAACGCUUCAGGGAUGUAAUAUUCAGCAGCUUCGAACCUGAUGUGUGUCUGGCGCUGAGGUUAAAGCAAAGCCGUUACCAUGUCGUUUAUUUGUGUGACACGGAACUGGGCGAUGACUUUAAGGAUUACCGCUCAUUUGGCAGAGUGGAAGGCGCAUUGCAAUUUUCUAUACUGAUGAAUCUCUCGGGUAUCUCUAUUCAUGCUCCCUCACUGUGCACAGACAAGCAGUUGGGUGAACUAAAGGAAAUCCAAGGCAUGGCGGAAAGGGAACGCGGAGGUACUUUUAGUUACCCGAACGGUAAAGGCGAGAACACCACACAUGAUGGUGAAGAUAAUGAUAAUGAUAAUGAUGAUAAUGGAGCCCACGUAGGGAUCUCAGGGAGGAAAAUGGAUGAAUUUUGGUCCAACUUUGACUGUUCUCGUGGAAGGACAAUUGUGAAUUAUGCCCAUGGAAAGGGACAGCAGGUGUGGACGUGGGGGGAAAUGAACAUGUGCGAACGGUUUCGUGCAGCGCAGUCAAAAGGAAUGAAAGUUGACGCCAUCAUUACAGAUACCGUACCCAAGUGGGCCACUGAUGGAGCGGCACAUGGGGGAAUGACGGUGUCAACAUAA